Aspergillus saccharolyticus JOP 1030-1 is the source of this 1875-nucleotide messenger RNA. Its product is annotated as putative facilitated glucose transporter. Gene Ontology annotation, cellular component: membrane. The record is from RefSeq and is a predicted model, not a curated record. Gene Ontology annotation, biological process: transmembrane transport. Bases 1 to 1875 code for a protein of 624 amino acids. Gene Ontology annotation, molecular function: myo-inositol:proton symporter activity. Lineage: Eukaryota; Fungi; Ascomycota; Eurotiomycetes; Eurotiales; Aspergillaceae. The transcript has 10 exons.
AUGAACGAAAAAACGACGACGGGCGUGAUCUCUCAUAGUGAGAAUGUCGUCCCCGUCACCAAGCCCGAGCUGCCUCACGCGGCUCGAGGCCCCGCCCUCAAUUUGAUCGAGAAUCCAUUGACACGCAAAUCUCCGGAGCAGGUAGUCAUUGACGCACGCGCAUGGGCUGAGGCACACCAGAUGUCAGAGCACGCCGACAUAUUUGCUCGGGGUGCACUGGUCGCGCGGGACCCCCAGCGAUUCGAGUCGAUCGGCGAACUGGAGGACUCGGAACGAGCGGCGCUCAUCUACGAAAGAGAUCACAAAUGGCAUGGUCCAGUCAUGCUCUGGUACUCAAUCGCCCUAUGUGCUAUUGGCGCCGCGACGCAAGGAUGGGAUCAGACCGGGUCUAAUGGAGCCAAUCUGUCUUUUCCGGAAGAAUUCGGGAUUAAUGGUGAGGGGAGAGACGAAUGGAUUGUAGGACUGGUCAAUGCGAUUAUCUUCUUAACCGCUGGUCUGAUUACUGAUGGAGGACUUAGUGGCGCGUUUAUUGUUGAUCCGCUUAACCACUACUUGGGCCGACGGGGCGAAAUCUUCGUCACUGCCUGCUGUCUGACCGCCACACCCAUCGGCUCUGCAUUUGCCAAGUCAUGGCAAGGGUUGUUCGCUGCUCGGUUUGUCAUGGGCAUUGGCAUCGGAGCGAAGAACGCGACCGUGCCGAUUUACUCGGCGGAAAUGGCGCCUGCGCGGAUUCGAGGUGCUUUGGUCAUGUUCUGGCAACUGUGGGUUGUCGCAGGUAUCUUCUUAGGAUUUGCCGCCAAUGUCAUCGUUAAAGAUACCGGUCGCAUCGCGUGGCGCCUGCAACUCGGAUCGGCUUUCAUUCCCUCCUUCAUCCUCGGAGUGGGAAUCUUCUUCUGCCCGGAAUCCCCCCGUUGGCUGAUGAAGCACGGCCGGUACGCGCAAGGGUUCCAAUCGAUGAUGCGCUUACGCGCCCAUCCCAUCAUCGCCGCGCGAGACUACUACUAUUCGUAUGUGAUCUACGAGGAGGAACUACGCGAGGCGCGGGGCGCGGGCUACUUCUCCCGAAUGUGGGAUUGCUUUGCCGUGCCUCGGAUCCGCCGGGCCAACUACGGGGCCUCGACUGUCAUGCUCGCCCAGCAAAUGUGCGGCAUCAACAUCAUCUCAUUUUACAGCUCCACCAUUUUCGAACAAGCCGGAUAUAGCGCCACCCAGGCCUUGUACGCUUCGCUGGGCUACGGCGCCAUCCAGGUGGUGUUCACCAUCCCGACGGUGUUUCUGAUUGAUACCAAAGGACGUCGCACUCUUUGCCUUAUUACAUUUCCCCUGAUGUGCAUCUUCCUCCUGGCGGCUGGUCUCUCCCUGUUGAAAACCACCGGCAGCAAGGGCUCGCAGAUUGGACCCGUUGCUCUAUUCGUUUACCUGUUCACCAUUUGCUACUCGCUAGGCGAAGGGCCGGUUGCCUUCCAGUACUCGGCCGAGGUGUUCCCGACUAUCCAGCGCGAGCAAGGCAUGGCAUGGGCUGUGUGCAUCAACAAUACCUUUGACUGGCAUCUAACAACCACAGCUGGUAUCUUGAGUGUGACUUUCCCUCGGAUGCGCACCGUCAUGACUCCCACCGGUGCCUUUGGAUUUUAUGCGGGUCUGAACCUGGUCGCAUGGUUCAUGAUCUUUUGUUUCGUGCGGGAGACGAAGCAGCUCACGCUGGAGGAGAUUGACCAGGUCUUCUCCGUGCCGACAAAGAAAUACCUCCACUACGAGUUGACGGUAUGGUUGCCGUGGUUCGUCAAGCGAUACAUCUUCCGCCAGAAGAUCGAGCGCCCGCCUCCGCUGAUCGCGACGGCGGGACUGUCCGAUGACGUUGUCCAGGUCUUGUAG